GUGUUAAAAAGUGAAUUUAUUUUAAAUGCUUUUUUGUUUGGAGUAAUUUAUUUUAUAUAAUUAAGUACUUAGAAAUGGAUAGCUAUAGUUGUAGACUGAUUGAAGUCACGUUGUUGGUACUUUGUGUUAAAUGUUUGAGAGCACUGCCAUCAGUUGCCUUUGAAUCGACAUCAACAUCACUGCAACAAAAUGGUAACGAAAAUAGUACGAACAUUGAUACAGAUCAAAGGCAAAUAAAUAGUGUAAAUAUGACUAAUAUCUCAAACCAGUCCGUCAUGGAUUUUGGGCAGGAUCUCGCAAACGAAACUAGCUUAAAUCUGUAUCACAGAAAUGCCUCAACGGAAAAUGUUGCGGGACCACCGUACAUGGUAAAUACCUCAUCAGAUGACAUUCUACUAAACUAUUUUACAAGUACAUAUGAAACUGUAACAGAUGAAGAAUUCGAGUCGAGUAAGACAACAAUUGCAUUUACAAAUGAGUCACUAAAGGAUGAUAGUGAUGUAACAAAAAAUACUGCGACCAAUUCUCCACAGUUUACAUCUACACAGAACGUUGACCGCCAUGUUCCCUAUUUCGUGAGCAAUAAUGAAAUGAAAGCAUUAGUUUUGACACAUGAUAAUGGCCGUCAAAGGAUGCCUUUUCAGCACCACUUGCAGCUAGUACCAAUGGAGGAUGAACCGUUUGGAACAUUCAUUAUGAAGAACAGUCGGUUGUUAGUCAGUGUGUUAAUCCCAAUCGGUGUGGGGUCUAUUGGAGUGGUCAUGAUUGUUGUCACAGUGCUGUCACUUCGCUAUAUCGCACGACGGCGAGCUGUUGGGGUUAUGCCUAUCAACGAUGACGUCACUGUGGACAAACACGAGCCUAGCGUUGCAAGUAUCAGCGAGGAGCAGACAGACAGAGUGUUCCUCCUAAUUGGGGAGGAAGAUGAACUUUGACACCUCAGUUUAGAUAUUAUCCUCAUCAGGCCCAUGGUUGUGAAGACAAAAGCUCAACUAUCGAAGUUACAUGUGCUUCAACUAACAAUGCCGUUGAGGACGUAGCUAAGAGAUAACGUCUACUUAUCAUUACGGCUAGACACCAUAUUUGCAAUAACACAUUGCUAAACAAUCCAAAUGUUGUCUUGAAAUCGUUGCCAAUGUAGUUAUGAACAAUUGCCAUGGUUUUCUAGUUGGUUUAACUGUAUUUCGAAUAUAAUCCCAUAUGCAGGCGUUUUUCAGUUGCACAAUCAUGUCAUUGAAAACAACAUUUUGCAAAAAAUAUAAUAGCGAGACGUGCUCGUAAAUCAAUUAAACAAAGCACGAUCUAAAGCCAAUUUGUAAUUCAUAGACCUUCUAAGGCAUGUUUAUAUGUGUUUCACAUUUUUAGUAGAUACAUUGGCGUACCUAGGCAGAUUCUAGUACGCCCGGACAUAAAAAUAAAUGUUGGUUCUCCAGAAAUGGCAAGGGCUUAAAUCUCGAAAUCAGGAACACAAAUUGUAGGCUAA
Molecule: messenger RNA, 1483 nt
Organism: Mya arenaria
Lineage: Eukaryota; Metazoa; Mollusca; Bivalvia; Myida; Myidae
Exons: 4
Coding region: 75-935 (286 amino acids)
Source: RefSeq, a predicted model, not a curated record